Molecule: messenger RNA, 687 nt
Organism: Syngnathus typhle (broad-nosed pipefish)
Lineage: Eukaryota; Metazoa; Chordata; Actinopteri; Syngnathiformes; Syngnathidae
Gene: mrps16
Product: mitochondrial ribosomal protein S16
Exons: 4
Coding region: 182-577 (131 amino acids)
Biological process (GO): mitochondrial translation
Cellular component (GO): ribosome; mitochondrial small ribosomal subunit
Molecular function (GO): structural constituent of ribosome
Source: RefSeq, a predicted model, not a curated record
UGACGCAACUUCCGGUAGAAACAUGGCUGCGCCCUGACAAAUGUCACAUUAGUUUUGGGCAACGCGACCAAAACAGGCACUCUAUAUUCCAUAAAACCUAAAUUCUCCUUUGUUAACCGGGCACAUUGUGCUGCUUUCCCCAUUCAAGACUUCAGAGCUUUGAAAGUUUUCAGUGGGCAUCAUGGUCCAUCUAACGUCGCAGCUUUUAAAGCGGUACCACGGGGGCUAUGUGGUCAUCCGCAUGGCUCUGGCAGGUCACAAGCAGGCCAACAGACCCUUCUACCGCAUCGUGGCGGCGUUCAACAAGCGGGCGAGGGACGGCAAGUACAUUGAGCAGCUGGGUACAUACGACCCACUGCCCAACGUGUACAAUGAGAAGCUGGUCAGCUUCAACUCGGACCGCAUCAAGUACUGGAUUGGCUGCGGUGCCCACACCACCAAGCCAGUGGCCAAACUUCUAGGUUUAGCGGGGUUCUUCCCCCUUCAUCCAAUGACGGUGACAGAGGCGGAGCGUCGGCGAGCCGAAGCGAAGCGGACCGAAGCGGAAACGGAAACAAAUCUGGAGGCGCAAGUGUGAAGAGUUGCAAUGUGAUUGCAGAGGCUUUUUUUGUACAUUGUAUAUUAUGUUAGACCUGUGUGUGAUGCACUGAGUGAACUAAUAAAUAAAAGUAUCCAAAAGAAAUAGAA